Messenger RNA from Camelina sativa (false flax), 1901 nucleotides. The record is from RefSeq and is a predicted model, not a curated record. NCBI's taxonomy places the organism in Eukaryota, Viridiplantae, Streptophyta, Magnoliopsida, Brassicales, Brassicaceae.
UUUUACAUUAAACUGUUUGGUGUAACACUGUGACAGUUUGAUUAAACAAUGACUGAUUAUGAUUUACAAAAUAAAAUUUUAAAAAUGUGAUUACAGCCUAAUAUUUUUCUUUUUCAGUCUCCUCCACGAGUCACGACGCUGUAAUGAUGUCUCUUUUAUAGUCUUUACUUCUUCCUCACUACAGGCACACACGCACACAGAGAACAAAUCUCCGUUCUGUUUUCCUGUCUCUCUGCUUUUUUAGUCUUCUGCGUUUGUUCUUUGUUCAUCUUUGUGUCGUGGCUAAAGCCAGUUUCCUUCACAGAGCUUUUCUUUCAAGAACCUUGUGGUCCUGAACUCAGGUUUUUGUCUCUAUCUUUAGUUCCUUCCUUUGUUGAAAAACUGGAACUUUAAAUUUUGUUUUGCUGGUUUCAAUGGUUCUAGAUUGGAUCUGAACAAUUGAACAAUUUUGUGGUUUGUAUUUGCCGAUUAAUUCGUGGGGGUUACUAUAUUGUUCUGUUUAAUGUUUAUUCGUGGGGGUUACUAUAUUGUUCUGUUUAAUGUUUAUUCGUGGGGGUUACUAUAUUGUUCUGUUUAAUGUUUAUUCGUGGGGGUUACUAUAUUGUUCUGUUUAAUGUUUAUUCGUGGGGGUUUAGUAAAGUUUGAACCUUUUUUUUUUUUUUAUAGCAUUGGUUUUUUCACCUAAAGAUUUAAGGUUUUGCAAUCUACAACUUACUUCAUUUAAUCCUCCCUCCUCUCUAAUUGAAUAUACUUUUCUAUUCGGUACUUGAUUUUGGUUGUGUAUGAGUAGACUUGUAGUCAAGAGUUUAGUUGGAGUAGUUGAUCCUUUACUAUUAACCAGAAUAUUUUCUCAUCCAUCUCAGGUUAAGAGCAGCAUUUGCUUUACAUACAAGCUGUUUUGGUGAUAAACUGAACAGACUUUGAGAUGGGUUCUGGGAAUUUGAUUAAGGCUAUAAUUAGAUUGAAGAGGGGUAAACAAAGGAGCAUCAAGAACGAGAAGGGAUUUGUUAAACCUAAAGCUUCCAAGAAGAAGGGUACUCUUUCUUCAGCACUAGUUACUCGUACUGAGGAUUGGGCUGCAACUCGGAUUCAGACUGCUUUUAAAGCCUAUAAGGCUAGAAAAAGCUUACGGCGUCUAAAGGGAAUUGCAAGAGCAAAGUUAUCUACUGAGAAGCACUCUGUGAAGAACCAAGCGGUGGUCACAUUGAGGUAUCUUCACUCAUGGAGUAAAAUACAGUCAGAGAUAAAGGCUCGUCGAGUUUGCAUGGUUACCGAAUGGCGACUUAAGAAUAAGAGAUUAGAACAUCAGCAGAAGCUUGAGGCAAAGCUUCAUGAUGUUGAGGUUGAGUGGAAUGGUGGGUCAGAGACAAAAGAUGAAAUCUUGGAGAGGAUACUUCAAAGGGAAGAAGCAACAAUCAAGCGAGAAAGGGCUUUGGCAUAUGCCUUCUCUCAUCAGUGGAAAGCCGAUGGUAAGACUCAGUGGCUGGGGAGUUAUGAACUGGGCAACACUAAUUGGGGUUGGAGCUGGAAAGAGCGUUGGAUAUCAGCUCGGCCUUGGGAAGUAAGAUAUACAGUGACUCCUAAGAAACCAAAGAGCUCAAAGACGACAUUUUGCAAAAGUGAGACUAACUCAAAUUCACCGGCAAAGAGAGUAAUGUCAUUAUCAUCAGUUCCAGCCAAAGCUUCAUCCUUGGGAGCUAAAAACACAGUGAAACCACGGAGAUUGUCAUUUCCGGGUGCGUGAAGCGAAGUUAACUUUUGUCUGCGUCUAAAGAGUAUACACGUACACUUAAAGAUUGAGGGUGUAUUUAUUUGGUCUUAUGUUUUUGUCUCUGGUGUGAUGUAAAUAUAGACUACAAUGGUGGUUCUUGUUUGUUUAAUACAUGCAUUUGUUUGUCUCU